GAUAACAUUGUUGUGAGUACUCUGAAUUGUAAGAAUGAAAUAUAUUUUGUAACCAGAUUCCGUUCCGUUUUUGUUACAUGGGACUGGUAGAGAAAAUUAUUACGGAACGAACCGCUCAAUUCUAGUGAAAAAUCUGAUUCGUCAUUCUGAUCCGUGCUUAAUGGGACUGCACCCUUACUUUUUAGGACUGGUAACUUGUAACUCCAGAAUGCAGUCACAGGUAGUUCGCGUCAAGGUGACGUCACGGAUUCAACGAGGAAAGAAGAUCCGUGUGUACAAGGUGGGAUUACCACGGGACACGGUAACACGUCUCUCCUCGGCACGGGUUGCAUUAACAAGGUGCGAUGAUCUCUUACGCACAAUGCUCCAACGACAGGAGUCGUGUGCAGCGGAGAAUAAAAAAUGUGGGUAUUGUGGAUACAUUCUCCCACAAUCUUUUAAUUUAUUAGAUCACUCUUGUUUUCAACCAUUUAACAAGGACAAUGAUUGUAUAAACGUGGAUGAAAAUUUAGUAGUCACUGUCAUAUCUCGCAUAGAAGAGUUCAAUGAAUUUACUUUACCAAAUAAAGAAUUAAAUAAUUCGCAAGAAGAAUUAAAUAAUUCACAAGAAAUUGAUAAAGAUGAGUUAUUAAUAUAUCAUGUAUCGCAGAAGCGAGCAUUAUUCGAUCAUCGGAUACCAGCAAAUGAAAGAAGCACUUUAAAAAAAAAUGCAUUGUGGCAAGAAAUAUGCAACUCAUUAGGAGGCAUAAUGAGUGUAACCGAAAUUAAAAAAAGGUGGCGAUAUCUACGGGAUUGUUUUUUAAAGGUAAAAAAAAAGGAACAUACUUAUAUCCCAAGUGGAUCUGCUGCUGAAGCAUUAAACAGUAAAAAAAAUUCCUUCCGCUUUUAUGAACAGAUGAAGUUUUUAAACGACGUCAUGGGAAAAGCUCCAACAAGUACUAGUCUACCAUUAAGCAUUCAGAAUGAUGACGAUGAUGAAAAUAUCUCAGUUGAAGCCAGAAACUCUUCAAUGUUAGUGUCCCCACUAACAAGCAGCAGCGUCAUUGCAUCAAGUUCUGAAGAAAGUAAUUUUAAUUCAAAUAGAAAAAGAAAAGCUGAUAGAUCGAACAAAGAGUUAAACGAAGAGUUUCAUGACACUGUUAUAAAUGCAUUAAGAGAAACUAAGGAACCUGAUGGUGUUGACGGGUUUUUGUUGUUACUAGGCGAAGGAUUAAGAAAAUUGCCUUAUAGAGCUCGAACUAAAUUAGAAAUGAAAUUUCUUGCAAUGUUGAUGGAGGAACAAGAUAAAUUGCAUGAUCUGCCAAUAUAAAGUAUAAGCUUAUAUAUUAUUAUUAUUAUU
Molecule: messenger RNA, 1339 nt
Organism: Camponotus floridanus (Florida carpenter ant)
Lineage: Eukaryota; Metazoa; Arthropoda; Insecta; Hymenoptera; Formicidae
Exons: 7
Coding region: 161-1309 (382 amino acids)
Biological process (GO): regulation of transcription by RNA polymerase II
Cellular component (GO): nucleus; transcription regulator complex
Source: RefSeq, a predicted model, not a curated record